AUGCGCAAGGUGCGCGACGCGCCGUUUUUCCAGCGCGUGCGCUACGUGCCGCCCUGCACGCCGUGGCGCUCAAACAAGAACGCGAAUGACUCGGGCCACGCUACUCAUAUGGAGGACAAGUUUUUGGCAAGGUGUGGGGUGAAAUUAGUAAAGACACAAUUGAAGAAUAAAUUGGACAAUUUGAAAAAAGAUUACACACAGUUAAUGGAAUUGAAGAAUGCUGCGACUGGUCUUGGAUGGAAUGAGGCAAAUCAAAUGGUUGACUGCUCGGACAUAUGGUGGAAUGAACACCUUGAGAGAUGCAACAACAGUGAGAGAGGUGUGAAGUACAAUCAUGUGAGAUUCCGGAAACGUGGUCCAAAAUACCUUGAUGAUUUGCAUUUCUUGUUUGAUAAGGUGCAUGUCACUGGAGCUACUGCAUUCUGUCCGGGAGAUAUUUCCUCUGGUGAAUCCUCAAGUGACGAUGUGUUAGAGGUUGCACAGAAAGGGGAUGACAGUUCUGCAAUCAAGCUUUCAGCUUUGAAGAAACCAAAAGCACCCGGGAAGAAGCGCAAACAAACAUGCGGAGCAGCUGAAGACAAGGAGGAGAAAAGUCCUUUCUUCAGAAUGUAUAAGAACACGUGCCUGAAAAUUGAUAGUGUAGCUGACAAGAUUGGAUCAAGUGUUGAAGCAUCAUCAGUUCAGCCAUCCAGCAAUGUCCCUUCUCUUCCAGAUGCUAUGAAGUUGGUCAAGGAGUGUGGUGUGCAGGAAAAAACUGCUAUGAUGCACACAGCUGCGUUGUUGAUCAUGAAGCCGGAAUUUAGGCACAUCCUUUUCUUACUUGACACGAAAGAAGGCAGAUAUGACUUUAUUGAGAGAGAGCAUGAGAAGGAGAUGAAGAAGGCUGCGUGA
This is a messenger RNA of Panicum hallii, 891 nucleotides long. RefSeq lists its product as uncharacterized. Bases 1 to 891 code for a protein of 296 amino acids. The transcript has 3 exons. The record is from RefSeq and is a predicted model, not a curated record. Lineage: Eukaryota; Viridiplantae; Streptophyta; Magnoliopsida; Poales; Poaceae.